GUGCAGGGGAGGAGUGUGCAACUUGAGCCUCACUAUAAAGGUGAGUGUUCCAUACAGCUGCUGUAUAACAUAGAGGAGGACAUGUGACUGAGAAAGACCCUCAGUCUUACAGCACGCUGAUCUUCUGCCCUGUACAAAGAAAAAGGAAACCUCACUUGGCAUUGAAACCCCCUGUUUAUACAGAGUUGAGGGUAUAAUAUUAUUAGUUCUAUCAUCCAAACCCUGCAAAAGGUGAAAAUAUUUAGGACAUAAUACAUGGCCUCUAUGGAUUUCCCCACAAUUUCACUUGACAUCACAGCCUGGAAUUGCCUUUAGAUGAUAUUCUGGGAAUCGCACCACCGGACCUGACUAAGCACACUGGCUGUCUCUAUUUAGGGUCUGCUUUGGACAAUUCUCUGCCCAUUUCCCAUCAGUAUUUUAUAUGCUUCACACCCAGGAUUUGCUGGACACCUACUUUGCAUCACUGAUUUGGAUUUGGUUUGGUCACACUGGGCAGUAUUGCCACAGCCUGGCACUGUGAGGUUGAUCAUUACCACUACAGGUGUCUAACUGGAAAAGGCAUUACACUUGCCAUUGGCCCUGGUCACACAGAAGCUAAUGUUAAGCUCCUGUUCCUGAAUACACCAAGCAUAUUUUUAUUUUCAACUGGUGCCCAUCACCCCAGAUUAAUCCAAUGCAAAGGCUACUGCAACUGCCAGUGACGGCAGUGAAUUUGGUAAAGAACCACAGAGCAGAGGAGGCCAAGAGUCCUGUUCUGAGUCCAGAUGGCGGGACCCAGACGUUCUACAAUGCACUACAAGUGGAUGAGCUGCGGCUGCUCAAGUCUCCCGACCAGGAAUCUACCCUGGAGAACAGUGGAAACAGCACCCAGUGUCAACCAGUGCGACACGAUGACCUGAAAGAAAUGCUGGACAGUAAUAAAGAUUCGUUGAAGCUAGAAGCCAUGAAGAGGAUUGUAGCUAUGAUUGCAAGAGGGAAAAAUACCUCUGAUCUUUUCCCAGCUGUUGUGAAGAAUGUGGCAUGCAAGAACAUCGAGGUGAAAAAGUUAGUAUAUGUCUAUUUGGUUCGAUAUGCUGAGGAGCAACAGGACCUAGCUCUGCUCUCAAUCUCCACCUUUCAGCGUGGGUUAAAGGACCCCAACCAACUGAUCCGUGCCAGUGCCCUACGUGUUCUCUCUAGCAUCCGUGUGCCAAUCAUAGUGCCAAUUAUGAUGCUAGCAAUAAAGGAGGCAGCUUCGGAUAUGUCUCCCUACGUGAGAAAGACGGCAGCGCAUGCUAUACCCAAGUUGUAUAGUCUGGAUUCUGACCAGAAAGAUCAGCUAAUUGAGGUGAUAGAGAAACUUCUUUCUGAUAAAACUACACUGGUUGCAGGCAGUGUGGUGAUGGCAUUUGAAGAGGUCUGCCCCGAGCGCAUAGAUUUGAUCCAUAAGAAUUACCGCAAGCUGUGUAACCUGCUGAUAGAUGUGGAGGAGUGGGGGCAGGUGGUGAUUAUCAAUAUGCUGACACGUUAUGCACGUACACAGUUCUUAAAUCCCAACCAAAAUGAGUCUCUACUAGAGGAGAACCCGGAGAAAGCUUUUUAUGGUUCAGAUGAUGAUGAAGGAGGGAAAGAGAAGUCAGAACCAUCUUCCAUGGUUAAACACAAGCCUUAUGUUAUGGAUCCAGACCAUCGGCUUCUGCUCCGUAAUACCAAACCUCUCCUACAGAGUCGCAACGCAGCUGUGGUUAUGGCUGUGGCACAACUUUAUUUCCACCUGGCACCAAAAGCGGAAGUUGGGGUAAUCGCAAAGGCACUGGUUCGGUUACUGCGAAGUCACAGUGAAGUACAAUACGUGGUACUCCAUAACGUGGCCACCAUGUCCAUCAAGAGAAGGGGGAUGUUUGAACCGUAUCUUAAAAGUUUCUAUAUUCGAUCCACUGAUCCAACUCAGAUUAAGAUUCUUAAGCUAGAAGUCUUGACUAACCUGGCUAAUGAAACCAACAUUUCUACUAUACUCCGAGAAUUUCAGACAUACAUUCGCAGCAUGGAUAAAGAUUUUGUUGCUGCCACCAUUCAGGCAAUUGGUCGAUGUGCCACCAACAUUGGUAAAGUCCGCGACACCUGUCUAAAUGGUCUUGUACAGUUGCUGUCAAAUAGGGACGAGUUGGUGGUGGCAGAAUCAGUAGUGGUUAUCAAGAAGUUGCUGCAGAUGCAACCAGCCCAACACAGUGAGAUAAUCAAGCAUAUGGCCAAGUUAACUGAUAAUAUUCAGGUCCCUAUGGCACGGGCAAGCAUUCUGUGGCUCAUUGGAGAAUACUGUGAACAUGUGCCGAAAAUAGCCCCUGAUGUUCUACGGAAGAUGGCCAAAUCUUUCACUAAUGAGGAGGACAUUGUUAAACUUCAGACCAUCAACUUGGCUGCAAAGCUAUAUCUCACCAACCCCAAGCAGACAAAGCUCCUUACUCAAUAUGUUUUGAAUCUGGCCAAGUAUGACCAAAACUAUGACAUCAGAGACCGCACAAGAUUUAUCCGCCAGCUGAUCAUCCCCACAGAGAAAAGUGGAGCUCUGAGCAAGCACGCUAAGAAACUCUUUCUCGCACAAAAACCUGCCCCAAUCCUGGAGUCCUCAUUCAAAGAUCGUGAUCAUUUUCAGUUGGGAUCUCUGUCUCAUCUACUCAAUGCAAAAGCUGUUGGUUACCAAGAACUGCCAGAUUGGCCAGAAGAAGCCCCUGACCCAUCUGUGCGCAACGUGGAGGUGAAGGAUGCUGAGGAGGAGGAGGACAGUGCACCCAGGGAUGGUCACAUCGGACUCCUGGGGGAGUGGAAAGAGGUACCUGAAUGGACCAAGUGUCCAAGUAGAGAAAAGAGAAAGGAGAGGGAGGAAAAACCAUUUUACUCUGAUUCAGAAGGGGAGUCAGGGCCAACAGAGUCUGCAGACAGUGAACCAGAAUCAGAAAGUGAAUCGGAGAGUGGUGGAAACAGCAGUGGUAGUGGAUCUGGAUCAGGUAGUGAGGAAGAAGAGGAAAGUGAAGAGGAAGAGGAAUCUGAAAAAGAAGAAAAGAAAAAGGAGAAGAAAAGGACUCCACAAAAAGAGGACAGUGAUGAAAGUGACCAGGAACAGAAACAGCCCAUUAGGAGUAAGAGAAGCUCUGCCAAAACAUCCCAGAAAUCUGCAUCAGAGGAUGGCAGCAGCUCAGAGAGUAAUGAAUCUGAAACAGAAUCUUCUUCUGAGGAAGAGGAUGAAGAUGAAGAUGAGGAAGACGAACAGAGACAAUCAGAUCCAAAAAAGAAGAAGACACCUCCUGCAACAAAACCCACUGCAAAAGCAUCUAAAGAACCCAAGGAAAUGUCACUGCUGGAUCUAGAUGAUUUUUCUGUCCCCUCUGCACCUUUGGUGACGUCGAGAAGCAUUGUAUCUGCUAGCUUGGUGAGCGACCUGGAGGGCUUAUCCCUGACAGACUCCGCUUUGACUCCUACGGUGAUAAGCCCAGCCUUUGCAUCAGACCGGACCUUUGAACUUCUGCACCGCAUGACUGGGGAGGGUCUUUCCAUGGAAUACAUUUUUAGCCGCCAACCUUUUACCCCUGAUAAUCGCAUGGUGUCUGUGCAGAUCCAAAUCUCCAAUAAAACAGAAAAUGAAGUAAAGAAUAUCCGAAUCAGUGAACCCAAACUUCUUUCUGGAAUGAGAAUUAAAGAGUUUCAAGAGACAGAAUGUCUGCCUCCUGGAGAAAGUGCAACAGUUAUAAUGGGCAUUGAUUUCUGUGAUUCCACUCAGGCUGCCAAUUUCCAGAUAUGCACACACACCCGACACUUCUAUGUGUCUAUUCAGCCACCUGUUGGAGAGUUGAUGGCGCCUGUCUUCAUGAGUGAAAAUGAGUUCAAGAGAGAACAAAGCAAACUCACUGGUAUGAAUGAGAUCACAGAGAGGCUGUCGUUGUCAGAGAAGUGUAAUAGUGAUCAUGCCAUCGUACAGAGAGUAACAUCUACUGCAAACAUGAAUCGUGUGCCAUGUGGUGCAGACAAAGAAUACAGUGACCCAGCCCUUACAUUUGAAAGACCCACAUGCCUAAGGUUUGCGGCAAAGACAGUGUCCAGUGGAACCCUGGUUUUAGUGACUUUAACACUUAAAGAUGGCUCUGCUGCUCUACUAACCAUAAAUAGCGAGAAGAUGGUGAUAGGAACUAUGUUGGCAAAGGACAUUGUACAAACCCUGACACAAUGAUGUAAGAAACCUUCAACUGAGUAAUAGUGACCAAAUGUAGUCACAUCGCUCACUCUCAUUCUGACAGUCAUGAGCAAGGAAAUCUUUUUUUGUCCUUUUGUCUUUAUCUCACAACCAACUUUACUAAUCCCCAAAAUUAGUCUGAAUGAGAGCAGCCAUCCAUGACACGAUCCCUGAUAUGGAAGACAAAAUGUCAUGUUUAAGGAGCAACCACGCCCUUUAAAACAAUGUCUUGCUGGGUGGGAUUGAGUAGCCACUAAGCUGCAGAGUAAUCUAAUGUUUACAUAUUACAAGACAAACUUUUUGUCAGAGCUGUUUGACUUAUACUACGAUAAAAUGCUUCUAAUAUAUAGUUUCUAUAUUGAGGAUCCUUUACUUCAGGAAACUAGUUUCUGUAAGAAGGAUUUGCCCGAUAGGACACUGGCAAUUCUUAAUCCUUAGCAUAAAUUAAAUGUGUAACCCAAUACUACAGAACUCUUCCAUUAGGGUCAAGACACAUGGAGUUACUAGUAGCAGCUACUUGUCAUGGCUACUAAAAUAGAUAAUGCUGAUAAUUUACUGAUAAUAAUCUCUACAUGUGUUUUAUCAGAGGCAAUUCUUAGUAUUGUCUAUGGCAGGGUAUUUUCUGGUGUUUAGUAGCCGUAACAAGUAGCGGCUACUAAGUAGCUCUGUGUGUAUUUGUGGUUGACUGUGUACAGAUUUAUCAGUGAUUCCUCUGUUACCGCCACCUAAAUCCUUAGCCUCUUCUCUAUAUCAGAAUUUGUGAAAAGCCUUUGUUUUUUAGACACAAAUAGCAUAUUCUUUUUUUAAAAAAAAUCACCCAAGGCCCUAUAUUCAUUAAGACCUGUGUUUUUUGGAAAUGUAACUUUCUUCAUGUUGUUACUGUUAAACGUAUUUGCAUAUGAUCAAACUUAAAGGAUGACUUCUUAAAGCUUUUAAGCCUUACAAUGUCUGAAAUGGUUGGCAUACUCUCCUCUGCCCAGUGUCUUGUGCUGUAAUCAUUGUAGCUUUAUUUAUUAAAACUAGCUGAAUCAUUUAAUAAAGCUGAAUGUGAACAUA
Molecule: messenger RNA, 5260 nt
Organism: Xenopus tropicalis (tropical clawed frog)
Lineage: Eukaryota; Metazoa; Chordata; Amphibia; Anura; Pipidae
Gene: ap3b2
Product: adaptor related protein complex 3 subunit beta 2
Exons: 29
Coding region: 674-4201 (1175 amino acids)
Biological process (GO): vesicle-mediated transport; intracellular protein transport
Cellular component (GO): axon cytoplasm; Golgi apparatus; membrane coat
Source: RefSeq, a predicted model, not a curated record